Messenger RNA from Hansenula ciferrii, 1221 nucleotides. RefSeq lists its product as uncharacterized. NCBI's taxonomy places the organism in Eukaryota, Fungi, Ascomycota, Saccharomycetes, Phaffomycetales, Wickerhamomycetaceae. The coding region runs from base 1 to 1221 and encodes 406 amino acids. The record is from RefSeq and is a predicted model, not a curated record. The transcript has a single exon.
AUGCUUAAGCAAUGCAUAAUAGAUUUUAAGUAUUCACAGAAACGUUUGAAGGAACGGUUUGUUCAGGAAUCUCAGAAGCCAAAUUUUCCUAUGGAGAUUUGGUAUGAAAUUUCAAAACAUAUGAACCCUGGGAAAUUGAUUAGAAUCAAUAAAAGCUUUUGUGAUUUUUUCAGUCCUUUGAUUUAUAAAGAUCUUCAAAUGAUUUUGGUGAUCAGUGAUACUAUUCAGAUACAAAAGAAUGAUCUUUCAUAUAUGAAUUAUGGACCUGAUUUCGUGGAUAAUAAUAUUGACGAUUAUGGGAUAUAUUUAAGAUAUCGAGAAGGAAAGAAUUUUGCUUAUGAAUUUCUUGAUACUACAUUAAGGGAUGAAGUGGGAUUGAAAGCUGAUCAUUUUGAAGUUAUUUACAAAUUUAGUGAGGUCAAGCACAUCUUGAUCCAUAUUGUUAAUAAUCCAAGCUCUUAUUUAAAGAGAUACGUUGAGCAGGUUAAGUUGGAUGUUUCGUUGUUAAGUGCUUUCAGUGGAAUAAAUUUAAAAAAUGGAGAAGGUAUUCUACAUAAUAAGGUCAAAUAUGAAUAUAAAAACUUAGAUCACUGUUCAGUGCUUUCAUACUAUCCUAAAUACUUGAUAUUCUGUUUUACCGUUUUGGAUUGGUAUACGAGCUGUCGAUGGCAACUACCACAUUUAGCACCUUUAAAUAGAGACUUUAACAAUCCAUCUUUUAUAGAUCCAAAAAUAACUAGAGAUAUAUAUCCUAAUAAUGUUUAUAUGAAGGAACUUAUGCUAACAACAUUACUUCAUGAUUUCAUUAGAGAUAAAUCAAAGAAAAGGAAUAGAAAUAAGUUGGCACUUUUGAAAAAAGGUCAGAUUCUAAAGAAAUUGACACCAUUUGAAAUUUGGCACAGAAGAACAAAAGGCAUGCCUUUGGUAUUUCGUACCCUUGAUGAGAUGAAGUUACGCAAAACCGCUAGAUAUCAAUCUAUAUUGAUUAUUGAAGAAAGAUGUUUCGAGACUAAGGAGUUCACUGAGACUCUUUUGAUCAACACAUUGAGCUCCAUAACUUCGAACGAAUUAAACGGAGGAAUCAAUUGUUCAAUGAGCUUCCUUGGACAAAACCUCCCUCAUGAAUCUACUUCUCUUGUACCUGAUAAUCGUAUAAGAAUUUCCACACUAAAGUUCACUCAACCAGAUUUUGUUGUGAUCAACAAACCAAAGAAAAAUUGA